This is a messenger RNA of Spirodela intermedia, 384 nucleotides long. Lineage: Eukaryota; Viridiplantae; Streptophyta; Magnoliopsida; Alismatales; Araceae. The record is from the annotation of a GenBank genome assembly.
AUGGCUUCAAAAUCUCAUGUCACAGCUGCUCUCCUCAUCUUCCAUUUGCUGUUCUCUUCAUUAGUUUCCGGCCAAAGCCCUGUCCCGGUGUCGUUGCCUCCACCUCCUCCACAACCCAUUUCGCUUAUUGGCUGUGUUAUUAACGUGUUAUCCCUAGUUAUUUGCCGCCCGGUGCUGUUCAUCCUGAAAAUCUUUGGCAUCGGAGAUCCUAACGGGCCCUGCUGUUCUCUAAUCAGAACCCUGUCAGCGAACCAGGCCGCUACAUGCCUUUGCAUUGCGGUCAGAGCGAAGAUCCUGGGUAUCAACAUUGCCAUCCCAGGCGAUAUCAGGCUUCUUCUGAAUUCAUGUAACGUGACCCUGCCGAUCGGGUUCGCAUGUCCUUAG